This is a messenger RNA of Stegastes partitus (bicolor damselfish), 2404 nucleotides long. Its product is annotated as reticulon-4 receptor-like 2. NCBI's taxonomy places the organism in Eukaryota, Metazoa, Chordata, Actinopteri, Pomacentridae. The transcript is spliced from 4 exons. The record is from RefSeq and is a predicted model, not a curated record. Gene Ontology annotation, molecular function: protein binding. The coding region runs from base 22 to 1404 and encodes 460 amino acids.
CGCUUUCGGCUUUGGUUCGAGAUGGAGACUCGUUGUACCGUGAGGGGCUCCAGCGCCCGCAACUUUAAGGGUGGCCUAUCUUUGUGGCUGAUUCUGUGGCUGGUGGUGGUGAAGCCGGGCGGGGUGGCUCCAUGCCCAAGGCUGUGUGUGUGUUACCCUACGCCCAUGACGGUCAGCUGCCAGUCCCAGAACCUGACCAUAGUGCCGGCCGGUGUACCCUAUGACUCACAACGUGUUUUCCUGCAGAACAACCGCAUCACAGAGCUUCGCGCAGACUCUUUUGGCUUCGAGACACAGGUGUUGUGGCUAUAUGGCAACAACAUUACAUGGAUUGAGGCUGGAGCCUUCAGUAACCUUAGGGUGCUCGAGGAGCUGGAUCUGGGUGACAACCCCUCACUGCGGCGCCUGGAAGGUGGCGCCUUCAGGGGCUUGGAGAAGCUGCAGAGCCUGCACAUGCAUCGCUGCAAGCUGGCAGCUCUCCCCCAUGACCUCUUCCACAAGCUGUACAGCCUGCAGUUUCUCUACCUGCAGGAAAAUCAGCUCCACUUCCUGCAGGAUGACCUGUUUUCAGAUCUGGUCAACCUCACCCACCUCUUCCUGCAUGGAAACCGUAUCCGUGCCCUCUCUGAGAAUGUGUUCAGGGGCCUGGUCAACCUAGACCGCCUCCUAAUCCACGACAACCGCAUCAGGCAGGUCAACCGCCGGGCUUUUCGUGACCUUGGCCGCCUGACCAUCCUCUAUCUGUUCAACAACUCCCUGGCUGAGCUGCCAGGCCAGGCCAUGAAAGAUGCCCAGGGCAUCCAGUUCCUCCGCCUCAAUGGUAACCCCUGGUCCUGCGGCUGCGAGGCCCGUCCCCUCUGGGAGUGGUUCCGCAAGGCCCGCAUCUCCUCUUCUGAGCUCAUGUGCUCCUCCCCAUCUCAGCGUCGUGGCCAGGAUCUCAGAUUCCUCCGGGAGCUGGACUUCGCUCUCUGCCCUCUGCCUGACCCUGGAUCCCUGGCUGGAACCACCACAACAACCUUUAGCACCAAAACCCGCUGGUGGUUCUCCAAGCAUAAGCCCGCAUCUUCCUCCAAGGCCUCGUACCAGAAGAGCUCAGAGACAGUGAAGGCCUUCCCCUUCUCUGGUGUCAAGCCUCAAUACGUCCCCAAAACCCCCAUCGAAACCUUUCCCGUUAAAUACGAACUGUCAGCGGAUGAGGCAGCACUACCCAAGCUCGACCCAGAAGAGUACUGGGCCAACUAUGGCAACGAAGACUCCUCAAUCCGGUGCUUUGAGCUGGAGUGUCCUCCAAACUAUGACAACCCAGCCUUCCCCUCAUCCUCCUCCAUAACCAUCACUCCAUCUCUGCUCCACCUCCUUUCCGUUUCCAUAGUCACAGUCUCCCUCCACUUUCUUUUUAGCUGAACUCCUUUCUCUCCACCUCCCCUAUUUUUCCUCUGAUUUCUCCCCCUGCUCUUUCCAACUAUAACAACCUGGAUCUCAAUUCCUUUCAGUUGCCUCCUCGACAUGCAGGAGGUGCUAUACUGAUGCAGAAGACAGGUGGUGCAGCAGGGAGCCGUUGGUCAGUUGAGCUGAUGUAGAGCAGGACCAGAUUUACGCUGAAAUAAUUGCUGCUUAAUAGUACAGGCUUUUAAAAAAAAAGCAGGGAUCACAUCACAGAAACUGACUCUGUUAGUGACAGUACGAAGGCAGAAACCUACCAAGUUAGGUUGGGUCUCCAGGUGAUUUUUUCAGUACCGCAGCUGUAAACAACGCAGGCGUUGUGACUCAUCUACAGCUAUUUUCUAUAUCAACUAGCGCUCACCAUCUAAUCACCACUGACAUGAUCCUGCACUAAUUUAUUCUUUCAUCAUGAAUAAAACUGGUGAUCGAUGGAGGGUUAUGUGGCACUACCAGAAGUAGGAGAAAGUUGAGGAUUAGCACAGACGAGGAGAGAUGUGGGAAGAAACUGUUUUAGGAAGAUGAUCAUUAGAUCUACAAUCAAGGGUGACUUUUCUCUCCCAGUCAGAUUCAAAAUCUCGUGUGAUCCCAGAGAUGCCAGCAAACCAUCACCACCAGCACCUGUACAUACCACAUACAUCACUGUACAUGCACCCACUGCACACUGUAUUUUAGACUAGCUGGAUUUGUACUUUCUUUUUGGUACACUUUGGUAAAAAUGUUUGUAGUGAUAGAGGAGAUACCUAGAUUGUCAACAGAAGGUGAACAAAUUAUACGUGGAAACUCUUUUUUGCCCUUCGUGUUUUUCACUCUUGUCUCUUCCCCUCACAGACAAACUAAAAAAACUUGUUCCACACUAGAAGGAGACUAAAACAACCAAUGAGGUUCAACAUAUCAGAGCUACCUUUCAUCUAAGCAGGAAAAUAGAUUUUCACUGCCUAAAAAUAGAAAAAGGAAGACUUGU